AUGGUGCGUCACACUGAGCGUAACCGUGACCUUGCUGUAAACACAGCCAACACAGUCUAUACCGAACAAGGAGGGAUCUGCGUUGUGCUACAUCCUGCACGACGUAACAUCGCUCAGAUGGGUGACCAGGAUCGCGGCAAAAGGCACAGUAUGGCUCUGGUGGGGUUGCACAGCGCGUUCUACUGGGACUACGCGACGUGGUUCGAGCAUAAUACGGAGUUGGUGAUCUAUCAUGCCUACUGUAGGGCGACGGAGUGCGUGACACUGACGGACGUCUGGGAUGGUACGAUGACGUGCGAUAGCGCGUAA
Molecule: messenger RNA, 309 nt
Organism: Cylicostephanus goldi
Lineage: Eukaryota; Metazoa; Nematoda; Chromadorea; Rhabditida; Strongylidae
Source: the annotation of a GenBank genome assembly